AUGGCUACGGCGGAUCGACCCUCGGGUUCUCUUCAACCUCAACAGCAGCAGCCGCCUUCGCAGCAAAAUUCCAUGUUUUCUCAGCCAACAGCGGCCACGGAUAGCUUGCAGCAGCAACAAAACCAGGCAGAGUCCGGACUCCCACCCUUUCCACCACACCGUCCAUCAUGGACCGACUUGACCGGCCCAGAACAAACUGUGACUGGGCAACCACAGCAAGACUUCCCACGAAGACAGCCGUCUUUCCAGACGAACCAUCCAAAGCCAGCAAUUCCAAGCCAACCACUUCCUAUACCACCUGAAUCGCACCAGCCGCAGCCGCAACCGCAACCGCAACCACAAUUACAACAAGCUCGUUCUCAGCAUGGGGCGCCGUUAGCUCUACCGGCGGAAGCUGUCCUUGUCCCGCAUACCGUUGGACAAGUGGGAUCACAUGUUUUUCCCAUUGCUAGUGGCCAAUACCAGAUUCGAGUAAUCUCAUACAUGGAAGUGUUGAUACCCAUGAUUCCUUCUCCUGCUCAGCCAUCGUCUCAGUGA
Messenger RNA from Penicillium cataractarum, 537 nucleotides. RefSeq lists its product as uncharacterized. Bases 1 to 537 code for a protein of 178 amino acids. The transcript has a single exon. NCBI's taxonomy places the organism in Eukaryota, Fungi, Ascomycota, Eurotiomycetes, Eurotiales, Aspergillaceae. The record is from RefSeq and is a predicted model, not a curated record.